Messenger RNA from Astyanax mexicanus (Mexican tetra), 4253 nucleotides. RefSeq names its product shootin 3 (gene shtn3). The coding region runs from base 123 to 2072 and encodes 649 amino acids. Lineage: Eukaryota; Metazoa; Chordata; Actinopteri; Characiformes; Acestrorhamphidae. The record is from RefSeq and is a predicted model, not a curated record. The transcript has 18 exons.
AGGAGAAUAACGCGAGAAUGAAUGGGAGCGGACUAAAGGGUGCGUGUGAUCCAGACGGGGGGCUUUGAGGGAGGAGGGUCUCCCGUUCUCGCCGGUCCUGCUGCCGCUGUCUGCACAGGAACAUGGAUGCGAGUCCUCUGCCUAUCGUGGUGAUGGAGGCCGGCGGGGCUGAGGAGGAGGGAGAGGCUCAGAGAGUGAAGACUGAGUGCUUGAGACUUACUGAAGAGAGAGAUGAGGCUGAAAGGCAACUGAAGCACAUUAAGAGAGUUUCCCAAAUGGUGAUUGAGGAGGUGAGCGUGCUGCAGACGCAGCUGGAGAUUGAGAAGUCGUGUCGGGAAAAUGCUGAGGCACUCGCUACCAAGCUCAACUGUGAGAACAGGAAGCUGAAGUAUCUGAGCCUGUCGUCUCGGCCGUGUCUCGAUGAGCUGCUGCCCAGUAUCUCUGACUGCAUCUCCCUGGAGGAGGAGGCAGAGCCACAGGAUCACAGCCCAGACCCUUAUGCCCAGUACCAACAGCAGGUCAAAGAUCUUCAGGAAACGGUGAACACUUUACUGGAGGAAAAGAAGCAGUUAGCCUGUCAGCUACAGGAGCAGAAGAGACAGAUCGAGGAGCUGACAGCACUUACUGAAAAAGAGCAAGCAGAGAUGAAGGAACUUCACAAAACCAUUGAGCAGCAAACCAAGACCAUCAAGAGAUUUAACAGAGUGUCCAUGAUGGCUGCACAUGAAUAUGAGGGGAUGAAGGAGCAGCUGGAUCUGGAGCAGAGCCUGAGGCAGAAAGCAGAAACCUAUGCACAUGAGAUGUUGGUGAAGCAAAAAGAGGCAAACAGACAGAGCAUGAUUCUCCUGCAGCAGGCAGAUCCCACUAUUCAGCUGCUCAAAGCUCUGGAGGAUGUCGCCAAUGUAACCAAAACACUGGAACAGGAACGGCUGCAGCAUCAAGAAAAGGUAAAGGCUCUGGAGGCUGAGCUGGAUCAGUGUGCCUUGCGGAAGCAGCUAGCACAGCUGCAGAAACAGCUGGAGUUGCUGGAGGAAGAGAAAAAGGACACAGAGGAGAGGCUGCAGGAGGAGAUGAAGAAGUGCAGUGAUUUGGAGUGUAGAGUGAACGAGCUGCAGGAGUCUCAGAGGACCUGUGUUUCAGCCUCGGGUCCAUCUCCUGGGACCGCACCUCCCCCUGCACCUCCUCCAACGCCCCCUCCUCCUCCUCCUCCACCCCCUCCUCCCCCUCCACCCCCACCCCCUCCCUCUCGCUGCAACCCCCUCAGCUCCCUCAUCGCAAUCAUGAGGAAGUCUUCCAAGGGUGGAAAAGGCUCUCCGAAAUUAGAGCAGGCUCCAGCGAAUGAAGGUGUGGAUGAUGUCAAAUCGAAGGCUGUCAAUGAAAUGAUGGAAAGGAUCAAGCAUGGAGUUGUGCUCAGGCCUGUGAAAGGACAGGACACCAAGAGAUUUGGAACAAAGCAGCCAAGUCCAGCCUCUGAGGAGAAACACCAGGAGAGUGCGAUGGAGGAGCUGAAAGGCAUUCUGGAUACAGUUAAAAAGAGUCCCAGCCGUGGAUUCCAGGAAACAUUGCCUGUUAAAAAAGACAGUGAACUUGAAGUGAUUCUGAGGAGGAGACGCAAGCAGGCCUGUGAUCCAGCUGCAGCAGAUGAGAUGGAUGGUCAGAUCAGCAAGGUUUCCUCGAACGAUAGCCUAAAUGGUCGACACAGUUCUGACUCAGGUAAAGACACGGACGGGCCAGGGAGUAGCUCUCUCUCCACCAGCGACACUGGCUCCAGAAGCAGCACAGACUCCGGCAAAGAACCACCCACAGCCCGCAGGAGCUCAGACUUCGGCACAGAGCCAAGCGGAACCAAACCGAGAGCUUCCGUCCAGAGAUCCCUUUCUGAGAAAAGACCUGCAGAACUGGUCAACAACAAAAGCCCCUGCAACCGGGUGCAGAAGAAUGAAGAGGAAGAGAAGAGUGAGCAACCCAAUGGGAUCAGCCACCCCACACACAAUGAGGACCUGCAGGCCUCUCUCAGCUCCUCAGCAGAUGGCCCUAACGAUGCAAAUGGCAGCGUGGACGCUGAGUGUUAACGGAAGGCAAGCACUAGCAGGACAGCUGCAGCAUUUGCACAGAAAUCUUGUUUUUUAAUUUCUAUUUAUUAUUCCAAAUUAUGCACAGGUUCAGUUUUAGGUAUUCAGAGCACAAACUGUCUGAUUGUGUGGGUUUGUAUCCACUAAUGAACACCCUUUAUAUAGAUCUAUCCUGCAUUUUGGGAACUUAAAGGAAACCUACUUUAUUCCUGUUGGGAAAUGAUCAUUUGCUCCUCUGUAAAGUAUCUUUUGGAAAGUGGGUUUUGCCAGAACGUGUACCAUGCACUUGCAAGAAAAUGCAACAUAUGAAAUGCAUUGCUACAAAGCCUUUCCAAAGGAAAUAUUCAAACACACAAAGUGACCCCUUUUCUGUUUGCAUCAGCCAUUAGCAGGAUUUGCCAGAGACUUAUAGAAGCAAUCCUGCACGGCAACUUGUAUGGGACAUUAUCCAAAGUUUAUUUUGCCUAGUACAAAGCUUAGGUAAUGUCUGAGUUAGGUCAGAUGUGAAUUAAGCAAGUCAUUUUCCAGAUUUUUCACAGCAGGUCGUUUCGUGCCUCCUGCACAUGCAAUGCAGGUGCUACCCCUUGCCUAAACCACAGAACUUUCCGGUAGUCAGAAAAUCUCCAUCAGUAUGUCACGUGUGCAAGAGCAGCUCCAGAUUGUCCGGACCUGACAGUUCCUACUCUUGAAUACAGUAAUUUACCAUAAUUUUAUGUUGUUCAAACACAACCUUUAAAUUUGUCCAUGAUUUUGUGUAGUGAGGAUUAUUAGGUCUAAAAUUGAUAUCACAAGAGUUUGACUGUAAUAAACCUGUAUCAAUCUUAAUCAUGAUGUGCACUAAACAUUAAUAAGGAAAGAAUUCACAUAAAACAUGAUGUUGCAGUUGAGAGGCAAUUCUCUAAUCUAGAGAAAAACAUCUUUGUAUUUAGCCUAAUUAACACAACACCUCAAGUUGGUCAUCAGCUCAUCUAGCUAUAAAGUGCCUAGAGGGCAUUAAGGCCUUAAAACCUCAGUUAAGGCAUUAAGACCUUGCUUGUAGAAUUUAGGUCAACAUGAUGCAAUUUGGCAUCAUACAUGCCAAAAAUACCACAUGCACACCAUAAAUCUAACAACAAACAACAGCUAAUUACCUAUCGCAAUAACAAAAGGCUGUACGUUACUACACUGCUAAGCUCAUCAUCAGCUUGAUUUCCAUGUUCAAAAAGUAAAAUGUAAUCAAAGACCAUUGUUUACAAUGCAAAAACUCAAUCCUGAAUCAGACUGAAAACAGUACAGCACACCAAGGCACUUCUGCUGUUAUAUCUGAGGCUCUGUGGUUCAGUUUCUGAACCUUCCUCAUUAGAUGCAAAUACAAGUCAUGCAAGUGCUCUGAAAGACAUAGAUAAGCAUGUAGGAGAUACUGUAGAUUAGGAUAUAUACAAUCUACCUCCUCCUAGACCAACUCACCUCCUAGCUAUCUGUAAUUGUACCGGUUCUUUACAUUGUGACAAUAAAGUGAACGUUCUUAAGGAUUGACAUGCUAUUCUCCAAUGUCUUCCACCUGUUUUCCCGAGUUUUUGCACUGCAGUGAAUUCACUGCUUGGGGAUUGUAUGACAUUUGCUUGGUUUCACAUGUAAUGUUGUGUAAUGUUAAGGUAGAGGUAGGUGGGCUGUAAGGGGUUUUUAUAACCUCUCCAAACAAUGCAAUAUCAUCUGAUCAUUCUUUUUAUGAUGUGCAACAGCCAGGAGAUAGAGGAGAUUGUCACUGCUUUCACAGAGCGAUACUGUAUCAGCCUGUAAAGAAUUGAACUGUUGUGCUCUACUAGGGUUUAUUACAUCACCCACUGAGAUCUGAAUUCUGAUAUACUGUACAUGGCACAUUAAAACUGUUUCAUAUUAAACUUGACAAUUUUAAGAGACUGUUCUUGUCCAGCAAUGAACUGACCCAAGUCAGUAACUGUGGGAUGUUUACUGGCCUUACUGCAACACCAUAUGGUUCUGCUCCGCCUGCAUGCCGUCCAGGCUGUAAGAAGUUAAGGAUUCACUCGGGAUGCUAUCUGACUGUUGUGAUCUUAAAACGUGUGUAUGUUUGCGUGUGUGUGUUUUGAAGCUACAAAAAAUGAGUGCACCUUUUAAUUUAAAAAUCAUGUUAUUCUCCUGCACCGUACCUUUUAAACUGGACUGAAUAAACAUGAAGAACUA